This is a messenger RNA of Asparagus officinalis (garden asparagus), 1983 nucleotides long. RefSeq lists its product as uncharacterized. The record is from RefSeq and is a predicted model, not a curated record. Gene Ontology annotation, molecular function: zinc ion binding. Lineage: Eukaryota; Viridiplantae; Streptophyta; Magnoliopsida; Asparagales; Asparagaceae. The coding region runs from base 1 to 1983 and encodes 660 amino acids. The transcript is spliced from 4 exons.
AUGGAAGAUUCCUUAAUGUGUGUGAUUUCAUUUAACAGUAAUGCAACCCUCAUUAAAGUCAAUUCGACAACAAUAUUUGCUGAAUUGAAGAUGAUCGUUGCAGAGAAUUUUAGAGAAUCGUACGAAAGUUUGUUGAUAAGUUACUCUAUCGAGAAGUUUCCCAAUGUCUCAUUUGAGCUUUCAAAAGAUGAAGAUAUUCUCAACAUGAUAGAUUAUCAUCGUUCAAUGGGGUUAAAUACAGUAACCAUGACUGUUACUAAAAGAGAUGAAGGACCCACUCAUGCCAUAGGGACAGAAACGGAGCUUAGUGUUCCUAAUGUUAGCACACAGUCAUCAGAGCAUAUCGAGGAACCUUAUGAGAGGAUCACAAUCGAGGAAUCAGAGAGGAUCCCAAACGACAACCCUCAAGGAGAGCAUGUGUGGAUGAUGAACGAUGUAGUAAGUGACUCGUCACGGAUCCCAGCAUGGUGGCACGAGGCAAUUACUGGAAAAGGGCAGCAAUUUGAAAGUGCAAAAGAAGUUAGAAUGGCUCUUAUAUACUACUCUAUAGCUAAGAAGUUUGCUUUUAAUUAUGUUAACAAUGAGCCAAAACGUAUUCGUGCUAGUUGCAUGUUCAGAAAAGAAACAAAAUGCCCGUGGUUGCUUUUCGCUUCACCAUUGAGGAAUGUGUCAACCUUUGCUAUAAAAAAAUUUGUUCCUCAACAUACAUGCGGACAACAUAACAGCACAGCUGGUCACUUCAGAGCAUCAAGAAGGUGGAUUGCGAGUAUGCUACAAUCAGUUAUGAAGAGGCGUCCAUAUAUUACCCCAACUGACAUUAGAAAGGAAUUGCACUCUCAAUAUGGAUUAAGAGUUAAUUAUUCUAAAGCUUGGCGUGCUAAGGAGACGGCAAAAGACCAAAUAUUUGGUUGUGCAAGGCAUUCAUAUGAUUUAUUAUCCUGGUACCAAAUGAAGGUGAUGGAAACAAACCCAGGAAGUGUCUUCACCAUUGAACAAGAAGACACGAGAUUCAAACGUUUAUUUGUGUCGUAUGGUGCAUGCAUACAGGGGUUUCUCAAGGGAUGUAGGCCAUUGCUCUUUCUAGAUGGGACUUUUCUGAAGGAUCGCUACAAAGGGAUCCUAUUAGGUGCGACUGCUUAUGAUGGUAAUCAAGGCAUAUUUCCACUCGCAUUUUCCGUUUGUGACCAAGAAAAUGAAGCGAAUUGGAGUUGGUUUAUUCAAGGAUUGCGGUAUAUAUUGUACAAUCGAACAGAACCAUACAAUCCACCCCAUCCUCUUGUAAUUCUGUCAGACGCCGACAAAGGAAUAAAGCAAUCUUUGAAAAAUAUAUUUCCAGAUGCGUACCACUCUAGGUGUGUACUUCAUCUUGUUGAGAAUUAUAAAUUGAAGCUUAGAGAGAUGGGUUUUGCCUCAAGUGCGGCUCAACGUAUUUCAAAAUUAUUGGAGUUUGCUGCAUACAAGUACACAGAAAGAGAAUUUAAAGCUGUUUUACAUCAGAUUAGGAUGACAGAUCAAAGAGCUUACCAAGUAGCUCUAAGUUAUGGACCAAGUAAUUGGGCGAAUUCCGUAUUUCCUGGUAUAAGAUAUGGUCAUAUCACUUCCAACGUUGCUGAAUCUUUCAACAGUUGGAUUCGUGUGGCGAGAACACUUCCCAUUUGUGAUAUGAUGGAUCACAUUCGUGUACAAAUUAUGGAAAGAAUGAAUACUCGCCGCGUGAUGGCAACAAAUUGGAAUAGCUAUCUAUGUCCAGAAGCGGAAAAAAUCCUCCAAGAAAAUGUCACCAAGGGAAGCACUCUUGAAGUAUCGCAUUCUACAGCUGAAAUCUUUGAGGUAUCAUCACAAAAAUCAGUACAAGUUGAUUUGGAUCACAAAACAUGCACGUGUCGUGCAUGGGAUAUAUUGAGAAUACCAUGUAAACAUGCGUGUGCUGCUAUCAACUUUAUGCAUAGAGAGAUGUGUACCAGUUUUGCGAUUGGUUCAUGA